UGCUUUUCAAUGUUGCUCACAAGCCUUAGGUGAAGAAGUAAUGUCUCCAUCGGUCUUAUUCAACUUCAACGAUGCAAAAGAUGCAUUUACAGCCUCAACAAGAAGUGCUUUGGACAACAAAACCAGCAAACCUCUGAUAAAUGCUUUCAACCAGAUCACUGGAAAUGAGACAGAGAAGAAGACCACUCUUGACCAAGCUCUGAGGCAAGUCCUGGAGGAGCAGAUUGUGGAAAAGAAAGCACUCGUUGAUGAGUACCUCGCUCUGAUCUAUCUCAGCAUUGAUGGAGUCACUGAAGGUCUCUGUUCUGCCACCACUCCUUUCUUACUGUUGGGAGAUGUUCUGGACUGUCUUCCUCUGGACCAGUGUGAUAAAAUAUUCUCGUUUGUUGAAGAGAAUGUUUCCACUUGGAAGUCUAACUCCUUCUACACUGCUGGGAAGAACUACCUGUUAAGGAUGUGUAAUGAUCUUCUGAGGAGGUUGUCCAAGUCUCAGAACACGGUCUUCUGUGGGCGCAUCCAGCUGUUCCUUGCUCGUCUCUUCCCGCUGUCUGAGAAAUCUGGUCUGAACCUGCAGAGCCAGUUUAAUCUGGAUAACAUCACAGUGUUCAACAAAAAUGAGCAGGAGAGCACCCUGGGCCAAAGGCCGGCAGAGGAGAAAGAAGAUGGGAUGGAGGUGGAAGAGGGUGAGAUGGGAGAUGAGGAACCCGGUGUACCUGCACCAUGUUCCAUCCCCAUUGACUACAACCUGUACAGAAAGUUCUGGACCCUGCAGGACUACUUCAGAAACCCUGUUCAGUGUUAUGACAAGUUCUCCUGGAUGACGUUCCUUAAGUAUUCGGAUGAGACCUUGGCAGUGUUUAAGAGCUUCAAGCUGGAUGACAUGCAGGCUUCAAAGAGGAAGCUGGAGGAGCUGAGAACAGCAGGAGGAGAGCAUGUCUACUUUGCCAAGUUCCUCACCAGCGAGAAGCUAAUGGACCUGCAGCUCAGUGACAGUAACUUCAGACGACACAUUCUCCUGCAGUACCUUAUUCUGUUCCAGUACCUCAAGGGACAAGUCAAGUUCAAAAGCUCCAGUUGUGUCCUAAAUGAUGACCAGUGUUCUUGGAUGGAGGAGACUACCAAACUGGUCUACCAGCUUCUCAGAGAGAUCCCACCUGAUGGAGACAAGUUUGCCACCAUGGUCGAGCAUGUCCUGAACACAGAAGAGAACUGGAACUCAUGGAAAAACGAGGGAUGUCCAAGUUUUGUGAAGGACCGACCAGUAGAUGAUAAACCCAAGAGACCCACGAGGAAAAGACAAGCUCCAGAAGACUUCCUGGGUAAAGGCCCUGACAGAAAGGUCUUCAUGGGAAAUGAUGAACUGACAAGACUUUGGAAUCUGAACCACGACAACAUGGCGGCUUGUCAGUCAGAGAGCAGGGAGUUCAUGCCUUCACUGGAAGAGUUCUUUGAAGAGGCUAUAGAACAGGCUGACCCAGCCAACAUGGUGGAAGAUGAAUACAAGGUGGUGCGUAACUCGAACUACGGCUGGCGAGCCUUGCGUCUGCUGUCCAGGAGGAGUCCUCAUUUCUUCCAGCCUACCAACCAGCAGUUCAAGAGCCUGGCUGACUACCUGGAGAGCAUGGUCAUCAAACUGGCCAAGGAGCUGCCGAAGGACCUUCCGUCAGAGGAAAUAAAGACAGGAGAGGAAGACGACGAAGACAAUGGGGACACCCUUCUCAAAGAGAGCAACGACAGUCCAAGCAUGCAGACCAAGGUGGUGUCCAACCAGCAGAUGGAUGAAAUAGCAGCCAAGCUGGGGGCCCAGUGGAAGACCCUGGCCAGUCAGCUGGAGAUCAAGGCAGCAGAGAUCCGGGAGAUUGAGACAGACAGCGAGGACGUGGACAUGCAGGCCAAGCUGCUCCUGGUGGCCUGGCAGGACCGUGAGGGGACCCAGGCCACAGUGGAGAGCCUGAUCACAGCCCUCAACAAUGCCGGCUUCCCUAAGAUUGCAGACAUCCUGAACGAGACAUAGAAAUAAUAAUUCCCCCAUUCCUGUUUUUAUGGACCUGUUUCUGGUUUGUCAAGGCCCUCCUUUUGUCGGUCCAUCUUUCUUGAGAACAUUUGUGUGUUGUGUUUUUUGUUAAUAAAAGCUCUACUUUGACCAGCA
Molecule: messenger RNA, 2149 nt
Organism: Esox lucius (northern pike)
Lineage: Eukaryota; Metazoa; Chordata; Actinopteri; Esociformes; Esocidae
Gene: thoc1
Product: THO complex 1
Exons: 21
Coding region: 41-2014 (657 amino acids)
Biological process (GO): mRNA export from nucleus; signal transduction; regulation of DNA-templated transcription elongation
Cellular component (GO): THO complex part of transcription export complex
Molecular function (GO): protein binding
Source: RefSeq, a predicted model, not a curated record